UAUCUGUAUCGUAGUUGGUGAGAAUGCUGUUAAGUAACACGUGUCAGAUAACAGCUGUUGGCUGUUGUGCAGUGAGGUCGGGGUUCAGGAAGCGUCGCAGUCCGCAAUGAGAAACAUGGGAGUGUUUUUAAGGUUAUCGCGUUUGGCUCAGCUGGAGAGCACCCGGCACUACUCAUCAGCUGUAAAGCUGAAUGAAGUGUUCAUAGUUUCAUCAGCAAGAACACCGAUGGGUCCAUUUCGAGGAAGUAUGGCAUCACUGACUGCUCCAAAACUUGGUUCAAUUGCUGUACAGGCUGCAAUAGAGAGAGCUGGAAUUCAAAAGAACGAAGUGAAGGAAGUUUUCAUGGGGAAUGUUUGCCAAGGGGGAGUUGGCCAGGCUCCAGCAAGGCAAGCGGCUUUGUUUGCAGGUCUGCCCAAGUCUACAAUAUGCACAACAGUAAAUAAGGUGUGUGCAUCGGGAAUGAAAGCUAUAAUGCUGGCAAGCCAAAGUUUGAUGUGUGGCCAUCAGGAAGUUGCCCUUGCAGGUGGCAUGGAAUCUAUGUCAAAUGUACCAUUUUACAUGAAGAGAGGAGAAACAAGUUAUGGAGGUGUCAAUCUUGUGGACGGUGUUGUUUUUGACGGACUGCUUGAUGUUUACCAUCACAUCCAUAUGGGAAAUUGUGCUGAAAAUACAGCUAAGAAUUAUGGGUUUUCUCGUGAAGAUCAAGACCAAUAUGCAUUAAACAGCUACAAAAAAAGUGCAGAGGCAUACAAAACAGGGGCAUACAAAGAUGAAUUGGUACCUGUUAGUGUACCGCAGAAGAAAGGGAAGCCAGACCUAGUUAUUUCUGAAGAUGAAGAAUUCAGAAGGGUCGACUUUGAUAAGUUUACAAAACUUAAACCAGCAUUUCAGAAAGAGAAUGGCACAGUAACUGCUGGAAAUGCAUCUACACUAAAUGACGGAGCAGCAGCAUGUGUCCUCAUGACAGAAUCUGCUCUGAAAAAAUUUGGCUGUAAACCACUAGCAAGAGUGGUUGCUUUUAAGGAUGCAGCAACAGAACCUAUAGAUUUUCCAAUUGCACCUGCUUUUGCUAUUCCAAAGUUGCUGGAGACCAGUGGUGUGAAAAAAGAUGACAUUGCCCUUUGGGAAAUAAAUGAGGCAUUUAGUGUUGUUGUUCUAGCUAACAUCAAGAUACUAGACCUUGAUCCAAGUAAGGUCAAUGUGCAUGGUGGAGCAGUGAGCUUGGGUCAUCCUAUAGGCAUGUCUGGAGCUCGCAUAACGUUACAUCUAGUUCAUGCACUAAAGCCUGGUCAAAAAGGAGUUGCGUCAAUAUGUAAUGGAGGUGGUGGAGCGUCUUCAAUUUUAAUUGAGAAACUAUAACUGCAAGGAUAUGAGGAAGAUUGAAGAAAAAAGGAAACUGAAGAGUAAUUAAGAGGAAUUUAUUCAGUUAUCAUUUUCAUGCACAAGAAUUACAGAGAAGGUCCAAAAUUUUUAAUUUUUUUGUGUCAUUUUAAUCACAUCAUUAAUUUUAAGUGUUACUUUACAAAAUGUACAAAGUAUUAUCUUUGCUAAUUAUCUCUCAGCACCAUAUUUGACUGAACCAGGUGAAAGGCAAAGUCUGUCAAGUCAAUUGUAAACUGUAUUUUCACCUGUCUGAUUCAGUUUUGCCUUAUUCUUUAUUAUAACAAAAUGGUUUAUAAUUCUUUCAACUUGGUCAAGAGUCCCCUCUUGCCAACAAUGUUUGAAGCUAAUGUAAAAGAGCAGUCAAGUCAAAUUAAAGAGAUUGUAAUACAACUGGCACACCAGCUUUCACAUUUAUCUUUGACUGCAUUAGUUUUGGAGGUAUUGUACUAAGUUUGUAUGAGCUACUGUUUUUUGUCUUGUGUUUCAUUCUUGUUAAGAGAUGUGUACAACUUAUAAUGAAGACUGAACUGUUUUAGAUGUAAUAUAAAUGUACAGUACUAAAUCCGGCUACCUGUUCUUGUCGUCAUUUUUAUUAUUUUUGUACUAUUAGAUAUUUUUGCGUAUGUAAGGAAGCAUGUUUAAAAUGCAAUAAAAAUGAUUAUUCUUCUA
Molecule: messenger RNA, 2053 nt
Organism: Schistocerca serialis cubense
Lineage: Eukaryota; Metazoa; Arthropoda; Insecta; Orthoptera; Acrididae
Gene: Acat1
Product: acetyl-CoA acetyltransferase, mitochondrial
Exons: 9
Coding region: 107-1360 (417 amino acids)
Biological process (GO): fatty acid beta-oxidation
Molecular function (GO): acetyl-CoA C-acetyltransferase activity
Source: RefSeq, a predicted model, not a curated record